This is a messenger RNA of Cajanus cajan (pigeon pea), 1374 nucleotides long. Its product is annotated as senescence regulator (Protein of unknown function, DUF584). Lineage: Eukaryota; Viridiplantae; Streptophyta; Magnoliopsida; Fabales; Fabaceae. The record is from RefSeq and is a predicted model, not a curated record.
AAUGAACCUCAAACUCAAAUUCAAAUGAAAUCACAAACGUUAUAUAUACAGAGGAAGUGGCACCUAUGUGACCCCCACCUCAACCAUACACCAAUGGACUCAUAACACUGUCAACUACUUCCCAAUUCUUUUCCUUUGCCACUUCGCAAUCCAUUCUCCGGCGGCGGCGCAACCCAAUUCCGCCGCCGCACAUGGCCAAAGGUCGAAAGUUAACGACCAGCCGCAGCGAGCGUUUCUUGGGAACCUACGCCUACUCCCACACCCAAGCCUCCGCCGCCGCCGAUCCGUCGGAGCUCCGGGAGGAGGACGUCUGGUCCACAAGCGACGACACCGGCGACCGCGACUGGGAGCCGCACGCAGGCGGAAGCGUCCGGCGGCGAAUUCCGCCGGACACGGAGGAGCACCGGCGCGUGGGCGGGCUGUCGCUGGCGUUCGAAGAGGCGGGAAGCGGCGCGUCGCGGAGGAUCGUGCACCAGUUCCGCGCGCGUGAGGAGGCGGCGACGACGGCGCGCGGGCGGCACGUGGCGACUUCGGCGCCGGUGAAGGUGCCGGACUGGAGCAAGAUACUCCGAGUGGACUCAGUUGAGUCGCUGAACGACGAGGAGGAAGAGGAGUCAGAGAUGGUGCCACCGCACGAGUAUUUGGCGCGUAGCCAGAAGUUGGUUGCGAACUCGGUGUUCGAAGGUGUGGGCCGCACUUUGAAGGGUCGUGACAUGAGCCGGGUUCGUGACGCCGUCUGGAACCAGACUGGCUUCGAUGGCUAAUCACAAGUCAACUUCUCUUCCUCUUAUUACACUUUUUAACAUGCUUUAUUAUUAAUUAUAUUUUUAUUAAAAAUUAUAUAAUUGUUAGCCAAUAUCGUUAACAAUUUUUAUAAUUUUUAAUAAAUUUUAUUUGAUAAUAAAUAAUGUGUUCAAAAACCGAUAGAAAGUGUGUUUGAGACUUGAGACAAAUUUUAUUAUUAUUAUCAUUGUUGUUGUUAAUCAGGUUCUUUAAGUGAUGGGUAGAUGAAAACAAUUGUUUUGGUUUUUCUGGGCGAUGAUUCGGCUGGGUGGAUUCGGGUGAAGAGAGUCCUACUCAGUGGCCAGUGAGCCUCAGCCGUAAUAAUUAGUUAGCAUGUAGUAAUUGAAAUUGGGAUUUGUGAACUCUGGUUCACUUUAUUCUAAGUUUUCAUAAUUCUCAUGUAAAAUAUCAUCAUCAUGAUGUGGGGAUGAAUAUGGAAGAGGAAAGAGAUACUGUACCCUGUUAAUCCACCAGGCUACGGCCAUGGCGUAUUGAAAGCGAUUCAUGGUUUGUUUAAUCAUUGGUUUUGUGGGAACUAAAUAAAAUGUUACUACUAAAUAAUGGUAUUAUUACGGUUUGCGGAUAAUGAGA